This is a messenger RNA of Brachypodium distachyon (stiff brome), 2504 nucleotides long. RefSeq names its product serrate RNA effector molecule. Gene Ontology annotation, biological process: primary miRNA processing; mRNA processing. The record is from RefSeq and is a predicted model, not a curated record. Gene Ontology annotation, cellular component: nuclear body. The transcript has 12 exons. The coding region runs from base 124 to 2034 and encodes 636 amino acids. Lineage: Eukaryota; Viridiplantae; Streptophyta; Magnoliopsida; Poales; Poaceae.
AACUCCUCGUUUCCCCUUUCUUCCCCCCCACGCACCUUCCCAACACGACCCGACCCGGGAGAUCCUCUCCAUCCAGAUCAAGCUGCCUAGGCGCCGCCCUAGGGCCCCGCGCGCCACCCACCCAUGGCCGAGGUCGCCGACGCGCCCCCACGCGGGACGCCCGGGGCCUCCACCUCCCCUCCUCCCCCGUCCUCCGGCGGCGGCGGCGGCGGUAGUGGAGACCGCAAACGCGGCCGCGCCUCGCCCGUGCUCCCGCCGCCGCCGCCCGGACCCCCUCCGCCGGCGGCCCAGAACAAGAGGCACCGGGCCGAGGGAGGCGGCUUCGACCGGCGCCGCCUCGGCAGCGGCGGCGGGCAGGACGACAGGAGGUUCGGGAAUGAUGGUGGCCAGGGUCGACACAGCAAUCGUGCACCAGAUUGGCAUGAUUCUGGACGUGGUGGAUGGAAUGAAGGCGCGGGGAACUCUCGCAGGGAAGGCCUGAUGUCUUACAAGCAUUUCAUGUUGGAGCUCGAAGAUGAUGUUUCACCUGUUGAAGCUCAAAGCAGAUAUGAAGAAUACAAGUCAGAGUACAUCACAACUCAGAAGAAAGCUUACUUUGACCUUCAUAAGAAUGAAGAUUGGUUGAGAAACAAGUACCAUCCUACUAAUCUUGAAUCUGUUAUGGAAAGAAGGAAUGAACUUGCAAGAGGUACUGCAAAUGAAUUCUUCCAAGAUUUGCAGAGCGGAAGAUUGGACACUGGUCCAGGAUUGAGUUCUGCAGCAAACAAAUCUGGAAAUAAUGACUUGAAUGCAAAUGGAAAAAAAGGGAAGCAUCCUGAUGAUUUAUACUAUGCUGCUCCCAAGGCUCAUCCAGUUAGUUCUGAGGCUCGACGUGUUAGCAUCGACAUUCAACAAGCUCAAGCUCUCAUCAGUAAACUUGAUUCUGAGAAGGGUAUUGAGAAUAAUGUGCUGUCAGGUACUGAUGACGACAAAGCAGCCAGGGAUACAUCACAUGGUUCAAUGGGACCAAUUGUGAUAAUACGGGGUGCGUCUACUGUAAAGGGUCUUGAGGGUGUUGAGUUGCUGGAUACUCUUGUCACCUAUUUGUGGCGUAUCCAUGGUGUUGAUUAUUAUGGCAUGUCUGAGACAAAUGAGCCCAAGGGCCUAAGGCAUGUGAAAUCGGACUCAAGGACAUAUGAUGGGGCUAGCUCAAAUGCAGCUGAAUGGGAGGAGAAUCUUGAUUCGUUCUGGCAAGACAGGAUUCAAGGUCAGGAUCCGUUGGAAAUAUUGAAAGCCAAGGAGAAGAUUGAUACAGCUGCCAGUGAAGUGUUGGAUCCAUAUGUGAGAAAAAUAAGGGAUGAGAAGUAUGGGUGGAAAUAUGGUUGUGGAGCCAAGGGCUGCACAAAGCUUUUCCAUGCUUCUGAGUUCGUCACGAAGCAUCUCAAACUCAAGCAUACAGAAUUUGUGGUGGAGCUGACUUCAAAAGUGAGAGAUGAUAUUUAUUUUGAGAAUUAUAUGAAUGAUCCCAAGGCGCCUGGGGGAACACCGAUCAUGCAGCAACCUGCUCCAAGAGAAAAGGGCAAACAACGGCCACCAAUUGAGAGUCGGCUUAGAGAUGAACGUGGCCGUAGGUUUGACAGAAAUGCUGAUUCGCCAAGCCAAGAUGGGUCCGGUGAGAAUCCUGAUGAUCCAAUGUAUGAUUCUUAUGGUAAUCCGACGAUGCAUGGUGCCUUUCCUCCGGAUGUCCCUGCUCCUCCAAUGCUGAUGCCUGUGCCUGGUGCUGGCCCACUAGGACCGUUUAUUCCUGCACCACCGGAAGUUGCAAUGCGUAUGUUGAGGGAGCAAGGUGGGCCAACACCUUUUGAGCCAGCUGCUGGUCCACGUCCUAGGAAAGCAGGAAAGGGUGGUGGUCCCCCAAUGGGUGGUCCAUCUCCAAUGCUUAAUGCUCCUCUAAUGCAUGAUCCUCGUAUGCACGAUCCACGUAAAAUACGAAGCUAUCAAGAUCUCGAUGCUCCUGGAGACGAAGUGACAGUUAUGGACUACAGGAGCUUGUAGACGAGUAGACGAGUGCUUCAUGAUCCUUCCAUCUCUUGGGUAAUUCUUAGGCAACAUCACCUCACAGCAAGACCUCGCCCCACUCUAGAUUUACCCGUGGAGGAAACACGGAGGUGGUGUCCCUGUCUCUUUGAGUUAUUUCAUGUCUCGGCGCUUCUAAAAUGAACCAACCACAGGCUAGUCACAGUAGCUCUCCAUUUUUGUUCUCCCUGUGAAGCAUGGUCAAAGCUGCCCCUCCACAUAGUCUAAGCAGAGGUAUUCAAGCUUUUGCCUGCGGUAUCCAUCCAGACCAAAUAUUCUCCGCUACGUGCCAGAUAUUCUGCACUGUGUAGGACGAAUGUGUAAUUUUAUAUGCGCGAAUGGUUUGGUAGGUAGAUGAUGGAAAACCUGUUUGAUGUCGGAAACUGCUACGAAGUUGUCCUUCCUGAAAACUGUGAUCACCCCUUACUUCCAGUCUGUAUGGUUUGGCC